ACCUUGACCGAAGACUCAAGCCGAUAAGGGGUGGGGGUGAAGGUUGGAGGCCUCAGAACCAGAGGAAAAAGCAGGGAGAGCUAGCAGCAGGGGGUGGGAAGGGGACAGUUCUGGACUGCAAUCUGUAGUAACAGUGGGUGAAUGGGUGGAGUCUAGGGCUGGCCAUACCCUAAGCCUGGCACAAGGUUGGUUGGUAAGAUUCCCCACCUUCCUAGGCUGAGGAGCUGCAAGUCCACUUGUACCUGUGCAAGACCUGUGUGUGUGCACCCAAUGCAUCUGGGAAGGUGCAGUCGGUCACAAGUAUCCCGUCAGUUGCUCCCAAGUGAAGGGACCUACCUGGGAUCAUAGAUCGCUCUUAUGUGUGAACCGUGCUCCUCCCUGGCCCCCCACAUCAGCUCGGGCCUCAGCAUUUCCUCCAUCACCGACACUCUCUGUGAGAUACCUAACAACAGUUGGCGUGGACCAGCUGUGGUACAGACCUCCAUGAGCAGGUAUCAUCAGGCAGCCCUGCUGGGCCUAGGUCUACUGUUCAUGUUGCUACUGUAUGUGGGACUGCCAGGCCCCCCUGAGCAGACUUCCUGGCUCUCGGGAGACCCCAAUGUCACAGUCCUGGCUGGCCUCACCCGUGGCAGCUCCCCCAUCUUUUACCGCGAGGUGCUCCCACUCCACCAGGCACGCAGGGUGGAGGUCCUGUUGCUCCAUGGAAAGGCCUUUAACUCCCACACCUGGGAGCAGUUGGGCACACUGCAGCUGCUGUCUCGCAGGGGCUACCGGGCUGUGGCCCUUGACCUUCCAGGUACUUACCAGCAAACCUUAGCCCCUGCUGCUGUUCCCAGGAUUUGGGAAUUCAGCACCUUCGAAGGAGGCAAGCACAGAGGCAGGGCGGGCAGAGCUGCUGCAGCGGGUACUACAGGACCUGGAGGUGAAGAAUGUCAUACUGGUGAGCCCCUCACUCAGCGGCUGCUAUGCCCUGCCCUUCCUGAUUCGAGGCCACCACCAGCUACGUGGAUUCGUGCCCAUCGCACCCACCUCCACCAAGAACUACACCCAGAAGCAGUUCUGGGCUGUGAAGACGCCAACCCUAAUCGUGUAUGGGGAACUGGAUCACACCCUGGCCCAAGAGUCACUGCAGCAGCUCCGCCACCUGCCCAACCAUUCUGUGGUAAAGCUACCCAACGCGGGCCAUGCCUGCUACCUCCACAAGCCACAGGACUUCCACCUCGUCCUUCUUGCCUUCCUUGACCAUUUCCCUUGACCAGGUUCCCAGGCUCCAGGCCUGGCCUGAGUGUCAAAGGUCUGGACCACCAUUCUGCCCUUCCAGGGAGGCAGUGCCUGGGAUUGGAGGGCAGAGAGGGGCAGGCCCAGCCAGGACUUCUCAUUUCAUUUCACAAGCACAAUAAAGAAAAGCAUAUAUGUCUUGUGAGCGAGUGACAGGUUCUAUGUGCUGGUGUGCUUUGGGAGAGGUGGGAAUAGGAGGCUUUGGGCUGCUUUGGGGCUGGAGUUGGAAGUCUUAAGAGUGCACUACUUUCUUAUCAUCUGCCUCACUUCUCUGUGCCUCAGUUUUUUCCUCCAUAAAAUGGGCAUGAUGGUAACAAUUUGUUGUGGAUGAUGGUUGUAGGAUUGAAUACUUCUGGGUAAGUGGGGCACUUGGUCACAAAGGCCUGGAGCAUUUGAGGUGGGUGUUACUGCUACCACCUGAUCAUUGGGAUUGGUGGGAAAAACAGGGUCUGGGCAACUGAGCUGAGUGAGUUGGGAGUGCCCAUCAGAGGUGGGGGUGGGAAAUGAGGUUUAAGAAAGCAGCACUGUUGUUGAACUGUCAAGUCUCUUCACUUCCUUGCUAUGCGUGGGUGAGCAGCCAGAGACUUGGACCCCAGGAGGGGUGGGAUGGAUCCUUCACUUACCCCCCAGCCUGUCUCCUGGGCCCAGAGGUUGAAAUCUUUGGCUGACCCUUCCCCCAGAGAGCUGUGCCCCUGGAGCAAAGAGCAGAAGUAGCUGGGAGUACACAAAGCAGCCAGGCACCCAAAUGGGCCACCCCAGUUGAGCACAACCUGAGCAUGGCCAGGGGAACAUUUAUGCCUCUACCCAGCCCUUCCUGGAUACAGAGGAAUCAGAGGGUUUAGCACAGUUGGCCAAGGGUGGUGCUCCCCACCCCUUACACUGUCAUAGAGCCUUAGGACUACACCCUCUCACC
Messenger RNA from Fukomys damarensis (Damara mole-rat), 2191 nucleotides. It is a transcript of the gene Abhd14a, whose product is annotated as abhydrolase domain containing 14A. The coding region runs from base 358 to 1242 and encodes 294 amino acids. The record is from RefSeq and is a predicted model, not a curated record. NCBI's taxonomy places the organism in Eukaryota, Metazoa, Chordata, Mammalia, Rodentia, Bathyergidae. The transcript has 6 exons. Gene Ontology annotation, cellular component: cytoplasm.